AUGACCACCUUUUUUGACAAUGCCCAUUAUUACUCAAAUGGACCAAAGGUUGAAGAUAACCCUUAUCAAUUGGAUAAAACGGAUUUCAAUGACUUUUUUAUCGACAAUCAUGCAUCGGGACCAGUGUCUUCCUUCUGCAGAGACAAUGGUACUUGGGAGUACAUCACAUCACAAUUGCGUGAACAAAUCUUCAACUCAACAAGCAUAGCAUACUCUCCCCCUGAGACAUAUCUGGCCAAAAAAGCUAAAAGAGAUCAUCCCAGCUCACAUGUCACUGCCAUGUUGUCCAUGAUUAGUAAAAACACCACAUCAAAUCCUUUUACUGCGGAUCCGCUGGAAUUUAGAAGAUAUCGAUCUGAAAACUUACUUGUACGCAUGAUUCAUUGUAAAAGCAUAGGUCUGGAUAUGAGCCAAAUAUCUCUCAUGAGAUUAUCAAAAGGAGUCUUUGUACAUCAAAUAUGGCAAUCUUGCUCUCCACAGUCUUCUCCUACCAUGUCUGCCAUUGAAGAUUCCUUGUCAAAUAGAUUUAUUGACGCUUCAGCUGAAGCACCGAUCGAUACGUUUCGAUUUGACAACGUAUUUAAUAUGGUCAACCAUUUAACGACAUCCUCCUACGAUAUGUUUAUCCCAUACAGCUACACAUUUGGCGCGAGAUUUACCAACCCUUAUGGCCACGCACAUGAUUUAGUCAUUCGUGGUAAAAUACCCUUAUGGUGUCAAACACUCUUCUUAUCCGUCUGUAUGAAACAAUCUGCGCCAAUACAACCCAACGUACCAACACUCGGUCUAUUCCCAUUUGCUCCGCAAAUCCCCGUCACUUUCAAACCCUUUAUUGAAACAUACGGUAUCUCCCCUGAUUUGACCGUUCUCUAUGAAAGAUGUACGAUGGAACACGCUGACCCAUUCACCAUGUCUGAUACAGAGGCUGAAUGGCCUGAAAAGAGACAAGAAAUUUUGCAAGACAUUCUUGUAUGUGAUCUCGAAGACGGCUUAGCAAAAAUUCUUAGUGACAUGGCUGUCGUUUGGGCUACCAGUCAAGGCCUUAUGAUUUAA
Molecule: messenger RNA, 1053 nt
Organism: Mucor mucedo
Lineage: Eukaryota; Fungi; Mucoromycota; Mucoromycetes; Mucorales; Mucoraceae
Exons: 2
Coding region: 1-1053 (350 amino acids)
Source: RefSeq, a predicted model, not a curated record